UACCUUCUCUCUUUCUCUUUCUCUUUCUCGCUCUUCCUUUCUCUCUCUAGAGCUUGCCCACAUUUAUUUUCCUUUCUCUCACAUACCCUAAAUAAUUCCCAUCCCCUUGCCAUGAGAGAGAAUCACUCAAAUCUGUUAGAAACAGUAUAGAGGAGGAGAGGAAAUGUCCUUCCUCCUCCCAACCAAUAUCUCCUCCUACCCAUUCAGAUAACCCAACCAUUCUCUCCCCCUUUAUCUCUCUCUAGAAAUCUACAUGUUUUCUCUUUCUCUCUCUACAAACUCAUUCACUCACUCACUCUCUCUCUAUCCUUCUCUAUAACUCUCUAUCUAUCUAUUUUCUAUCUACCCAUUUGCUGGUUCAGUUUUAUCGGUCUUCUGUUUGUGUAACAGUAGCCCACCUUGAUGCUCUUUCUGAUCAAAAGAGUGUUCCCUGAUUGGAAUCCAGACAUGAUAUUGAAUAUGCAGAUUUUGUGUUGCAUUUCUUUUGAAGAGUGUUUCCCACAAUAUCUGUUUGUCUAGCUCUGCGGGAUUAUGAAGUUAUCAGAAGUGUAAGGACUGGAAAUUAAUUACCCAUCUUUAGAUCCAUCAGGACAAAAGAAGAAGAACAACAGAAGCCUAAGAAUUAGCAAAUCAAAAGUGAAAUUUAUUGCGAGCCUCUUAAGAGGCUAGAAGGGAGGACAAAAUCUCUCCCACACUCUCUUUCUUUUCUCUCUCUCUACUGUAUUUGUGUAUGGGGAAAGAAUGCCGGAGCUGCGUAGUGGAGUAAGGCAACCUCGGCUUAGAUCGAAGAGAGUUGAGGAGUUACAAAACCCAGUUGUCGAAGCCAUAGCUGACCCUUGGGGUCCACCCAUUCCUAAUAAAACCACCAAGAGAGGUUCAGGUAGAGGCAAGAACUGCAAUGGCACAGUAGUAAAAUUACCUUCUCCUAAACAAAGGGUGGGUGGGAGGGGCCGAGGUGUUAGAUUGGCGAACUUGGAUCAACCUUGUGAGAAUUUACCGAUUGGUGUUGGAGGUAGGGAAGAAGCCAAUUUGAAUCUAGGGGUUCGAGAGAAAGUGGCAGUCCCAGACCAGGCAAUGGAAGAGAGAAGCGCAGAUAAGUUGUUGGGAGCUGAAGAGGAAGGAAGCACAGCGAAACUUCCUGAAAGAAUACAGUUAGGCAACUCCCCUGUUUACAAGCUAGAAAGGAAGCUGGGUAAAGGGGGUUUUGGUCAGGUUUAUGUCGGGAGAAGGAUUACUGGUGGAACCGAACGGACUGGACCAGAUGCUGUUGAAGUUGCCUUGAAGUUUGAGCACCGCUCCAGUAAGGGAUGCAAUUACGGGCCUCCUUAUGAGUGGCAGGUUUACAACACACUGAAUGGAUGUUAUGGGCUGCCUUUGGUUCAUCACAAGGGGCGUCAAGGGGACUACUACAUUCUGGCCAUGGACAUGCUUGGUCCGAGUCUUUGGGAUGUCUGGAAUUCUUCAGGCCAAGCGAUGUCUACUGAGAUGGUUGCUUGCAUCGCAGUGGAGGCAAUAUCCAUAUUGGAGAAACUUCAUUUAAAAGGAUUUGUUCAUGGUGAUGUAAAACCUGAGAAUUUUCUACUGGGUCAGCCAGGAUCAGCUGAUGAGAAGAAGCUUUAUCUUGUGGAUCUUGGAUUAGCAUCUAAAUGGAAGGAUGCAUCAUCUGGUCAUCAUGUCGAAUAUGAUCAGAGGCCUGAUGUUUUCAGGGGUACUAUACGUUAUGCAAGUGUGCAUGCUCAUUUAGGUAGAACAGGGAGCCGAAGGGAUGACCUUGAGUCAUUGGCAUACACUUUGAUAUUUCUUCUCAGAGGGAGGCUACCCUGGCAAGGUUAUCAGGGAGACAACAAAAGCUUUCUUGUGUGUAAGAAGAAGAUGGCAACUUCUCCAGAGAUUCUUUGCUGCCUUUGCCCUUACCCGUUCAAACACUUUCUUGAGAUGGUGACAAACAUGAAAUUUGAUGAAGAGCCAAACUAUUCAAAACUUAUUUCCCUUUUUGAACGUAUCAUUGGACCCAAUGCAUCUUUGAGGCCAAUAAGAACUGAUGGGGCUCUGAAGGUGGGACAAAAACGUGGAAGAUUACUUGUUGAACUAGAAGAUGAUGACCAACCAAAGAAGAAAGUUCGUCUAGGCACCCCUGCAACCCAAUGGAUCUCAGUGUAUAAUGCCCGUCGGCCCAUGAAGCAAAGGUAUCAUUACAAUGUUGCGGAUUCAAGACUUCACCAACAUGUGGAGAAGGGAAAUGAGGAUGGAUUGUACAUUAGUUGCAUCGCUUCUUCAUUGAAUCUUUGGGCUUUGAUUAUGGAUGCGGGUACAGGAUUUACUUCCCAGGUUUAUGAACUCUCAGCAAUUUUCUUACAUAAGGACUGGAUUAUGGAGCAAUGGGAAAAAAAUUACUAUAUCAGCUCAAUAGCUGGGGCAAACAAUGGAGGCUCCUUGGUUGUAAUGUCUAAAGGAACACCUUAUUCUCAACAAUCAUACAAAGUGAGUGAUUCGUUUCCUUUCAAAUGGAUCAACAAGAAGUGGAGGGAGGGAUUCUAUGUCACCUCCAUGACAACUUCUGGCAAUCGAUGGGGUGUUGUUAUGUCACGAAAUGCAGGAUUCUCCGAUCAGGUCGUGGAACUUGAUUUCCUAUACCCAAGUGAGGGGAUUCAUCGAAGGUGGGAAAAUGGGUUCCGGAUAACUUCUACUGCUGCCACAGUUGAUCAAGCUGCAUUCAUACUCAGUGUCCCCAAAAGAAAAAUGUCUGAUGAGACUCAAGAAACUCUUCGCACUUCCGCUUUUCCUAGUACCCAUGUCAAGGAGAAGUGGUCGAAGAAUCUGUAUAUAGCCUCUGUCUGUUACGGGAGAACGGUGUCCUGAGGGACUCUAGCCAUUUCCUUAAUUUUGGCUCAAGUGGGUUCCAUUUUCUGCAACUUUUUAUUAUUUAUAUCCUCUCUGACUAGUGGUUUUAUCCAUUAUAAAUUCCUUCCAUGUUAAAAUUGAAUGUGUAAUUGGAUCUUGUUUCAGGCUUCAGCCCAUAUAACAAAUCAUCCCUUUACCUUGUAGAGACUCUGUAAGCUUAUUAUGUUGCACCUCAAAUGUAUUUUCUCUUUUGAAUAUAUUGUUGCAGAGUGUAGAUCGAGAAUCUUGCUUGUAAUCAAAGGAGAGGUUCACUCCACUUUACAGCAUAAAAGUCGGAUUUCCACAUUUGCUUAUGGAUUGUAUACAAUGGGACAUUGGUGUCGUGGCUUU
This is a messenger RNA of Amborella trichopoda, 3231 nucleotides long. Its product is annotated as casein kinase 1-like protein HD16. Gene Ontology annotation, biological process: protein phosphorylation. The record is from RefSeq and is a predicted model, not a curated record. Gene Ontology annotation, molecular function: ATP binding; protein kinase activity. Lineage: Eukaryota; Viridiplantae; Streptophyta; Magnoliopsida; Amborellales; Amborellaceae.